Harmonia axyridis is the source of this 1954-nucleotide messenger RNA. RefSeq lists its product as uncharacterized. The coding region runs from base 151 to 1851 and encodes 566 amino acids. NCBI's taxonomy places the organism in Eukaryota, Metazoa, Arthropoda, Insecta, Coleoptera, Coccinellidae. The record is from RefSeq and is a predicted model, not a curated record. The transcript has 8 exons.
AAAUUGACAACUAUUAUUUUCGACCGUCAAACUAAAUUAUUCAUGUCAGUUUUUUGAACAAACAGCAAAUACCAAUUAUUUUUAUGUAAAAGUGAUUUUAAGUGGAUUCAACAACAAAACUAAUUAGUUUGAUAAAAGGAGUUUUGAGAUAUGAAUUAUCAGAAGGUCCUCCAGCCGCAGCCUCAGUUCUACAACAACCAUCAAGUUUUCUAUGAAAACCCGCAAUACUUCGACGAAUCAGAAUCGUUCAUAGACAACGUGAGUUAUUCUGAAAGCGACGGUUUCAUCGGUUUUCCAAUGGUGCGGUCUGUGCCCUCUUACGAUAUUCAAGAGCUGUACAUAAGAAAUCCUCUGGCAACGGCCAGCCAGAUGCUACCUGUGAAUCAACGCAGUAGGCGUUAUUUGAACGGACAACAUGCCCUGCCGCCAGAGUAUGUUUAUGAAUUCAAAGCACGUCCUCCACCUCAUUUGAAGAUCAAACGUGAAAGCAAUCCAAUGCAGAGCUGUACUCCGUUACAUCAACAACCGUCUUGCGUCGCUCCUCGUCGUAGUGGUUCAGCAAGAAGUCAAACCAGGCCUAGAUCAGGAAAUAAUGACAUAGGAAUGCAGUUUAGAAGCUCACCCACAAUCUCAGUAGAACCGAAAGAAGUAAUUCCUGAGGAUAUAGCUAAAAGAUAUCAAUUAAGACCUACAGGACAGCCAACUACUAUCGUGCCUAAAAGAAACAUGUGUUCUUCUUCAGAAGUAGCCACAAAUUAUCAAGGUAGGGAUAAUCAAAGACCACACUUUCGAGCUCAGUUUCCUCCAAGCUACAGCAGGUCCCAAGAUGCCAGGCUGACGCAGUAUAGCCAUGGUGCUGACUCAAUCAAACCUAAGAGUCAUGGCAUUAUUGUAGAGUGCGAUGGUGAGGUCAAGAAAAUGAAUUCCGAAGGGGACGCCACUGGUUACUCAGACAUCAAUGAAUUGGAUACUAUAGGGAGGAUUGCGGCAACGCUGGACGAGGAUGAGGUUGAAAAAUUGAGCGAUAAGCACAAAAUGCAAAUCAAGGAGAUGUCGAAGUUUUUGAUACCGAGGGUUCCAAGUUCGAUUCGAUCUCUUCAAGAGAAAACACAAGAUAUGAAAGAAUCAAAUGAAAUGAGUAGCGUAGUUGAAACGAAUGAAAAUGAAGACCACAAAAUAACGUUUCGGAAAUCCCUGGAUAGUAUCCUCAAUCAGUUGGAGAACUGUGAGACUUCCUUGAAUGCAGUAAGGUCGAAAUUUUCGAACACUAGGAACGAAUCUCAAAAUUCAGAGAAGGAUGUAGAAGAGGAAAUUUUCAAUCUGAAGGAAAUAUCCGACAAAAUGGCAAAGGCACGUGAUGAAGGAAAUCAUCGAACAGAAGAAACCGAGACGAGAACCGUCGAUUCGACGAACGUGAGGUCGGAUAAUUUGACGGAAGAUAGGUCCUCGGGUUUCGACAGCCGAACUGGAUCCAGAGCCACAACUCUGGAUGACACGUCUGCCUUGGAUCUGCAUCGUUCGAAGAGCUACAUCGUGAACUUGAUUGACAGAGCACUCAGCAAAGAAUUGGGCACGAUGGCGAACGAAAGGACUGAAAGGUUCCAGGACUUGAAUCCAAUCAAAGCUGUCAAUAGAAUAGUGAGGAACACAGGGAUCGCACCUUCAGGAAAAAUAACUUCAGAUUAUGAAUCUUCCACCGUAUAUACCAAAGACGAAGAACCUACAUACAUCAAACAACUGAAAGAAUUACGAUGGGGUCAUUUCAAGCACAUUCAACAAGAGGUGAAGAGGCUAGAGGAUUUGGAGAGGUUUCUGGAUCACUGCGCUAACUCAGAUAUCAUCACACCCUGAAACGGUGAAGUUUUUCAAUAACAAUUUAUAUUGUAAAAUUUUGUCACAGGUUAUUUACAAAGUUUCUAAAUAUAAUCUUUUAAAUAAAUAUAAAUAAAACUAA